Messenger RNA from Dendroctonus ponderosae (mountain pine beetle), 2064 nucleotides. Its product is annotated as membrane-bound alkaline phosphatase. Lineage: Eukaryota; Metazoa; Arthropoda; Insecta; Coleoptera; Curculionidae. Gene Ontology annotation, biological process: dephosphorylation. The transcript has 10 exons. The record is from RefSeq and is a predicted model, not a curated record. Gene Ontology annotation, molecular function: alkaline phosphatase activity. Bases 387 to 1979 code for a protein of 530 amino acids.
GUGAAACUUUUCAAUUCGAUAAUACGAUAUUGUCCGUAAAACGAAUAAUUAUCAAGUGCAUUUAGAGAUUUUUUGUUACGAGGCGACGAUAAACCGCGUGCGGACAGGGAAUUUCACAAAAACGUUUAACAGGAUUUCCAAGGAUAACAAUGAAAAUUAAGAAGCGUUGAAUGCAAAACUGUGAAUUAAUGAGGUUUUUUAAUUGAUUGACAAGAGCACUCGGCUUGAUACUCUGACCUUAAAAUUAUGCACCUAAGAGGGAGAAAUGCCAAUUUAUGUGCAGAUAUUUAUAUCAUUUACCGUUCCACCGGUAUUAAUCUAAUUGUUCGUGUACUUUUAAAUGCGAGAAAUCCUGUCCAGUGAUCGCAAACUUCUUUGAAAAAAAGAUGUAUUUGUUUAACGCUUUUAUUUUUGGUUGUGUUUUGAUAUGUGUCUCUGUGGCUAAACCUUCAACGACUAAGAAACGUGACUAUCAGGCUCAAGACAUCGAUGUGCAGCCGUACGCGAACAAGUUGAUGAGGAUGAAAAGUCCCGAAGAACUGAAAGCUGAAGAAACAAAGGAGUACUGGAAGGAUGUUGCGUUAAAUGCUAUCGCAGAACGACUGGGCCAUCACAUGAACUUUAAUACAGCCAAAAAUGUAAUUCUUUUCCUGGGAGACGGAAUGUCCAUCCCAACUAUAGCUGCCACCAGAGUGUAUUUGGGAGGAGAAGAGAAGUCUUUGUCGUUUGAACAAUUUCCAUACACCGGAUUAUCUAAGACUUACUGUGUAGAUCAUCAGACGGCUGACUCAGCUUGCUCAGCUACAGCGUAUUUGGGAGGCGUUAAAGCGAACUUGGGAACAAUAGGGGUAACGGCUGCAGUUAAGCAAAAAAAUUGCUCAGCUAUGAAUAUGAAGGAAAACCAAGUGGACUCGAUUGCCAGACUGUUUCAGUUGAAAGGAAAGCGAACUGGAGUAGUGACGACAACGAGAGUUACACAUGCAACGCCCGCAGGAAUUUAUGCACACACUUCUGAGCGUGAUUGGGAAUCCGACACUGAUGUUAUGAAUUUCAACGGCGACAUCACCCAAUGUGAAGACAUUGCUCAUCAGCUUAUCUUCGGAAGCACUGGACGAAACUUGAAUGUUAUUUUAGGUGGAGGACGCAAGAACUUUCUUCCCAGAGAAGUGCAAGAUGAAGACGGGAACAGUGGCGAUCGAUCUGACGGAGUAAACCUGAUAGAGGAGUGGAAGAGAUACCGCGAAAGCCAAGGCCAAUUGUACGAAUACGUUUGGAACAGAGAACGACUUUUCAACGUGAAGGAAAACACUGAAUAUUUGUUGGGACUUUUCCAGCCUGAUCACUUGAACUACAAUCUGGAACGAGACCCCCAAACUCAGCCAUCGUUAGAAGAAAUGACUGAAGCAGCUCUUCGCGUUCUGGACAAACCUGGCUCUUCCGGCUAUUUCUUACUUGUCGAAGGGGGUAGAAUCGAUACGGCCCAUCAUUUGAGUUGGGCGCGCAAGGCGCUGGAUGAAACCGCCGAAUUUUCCAAGGCUGUCCAGAAGGCUCUCUCUUUGACAAACCAGCAAGAUACUCUUAUAGUUGUUACGUCUGAUCAUGCACAUACAAUGAGCUAUGCUGGAUAUGCAGCCAGAGGGAGCGACGUUUUUGGAUACGCUGGUACCGCAAGCGAUGAAGACCCUUAUACCAUCCUCAACUACGCCAAUGGGCCUGGUUACAAGCCCUUUAUGGCCACUGGCCAAAGAUAUGUGCCUUCUCUAGAAGAAAUGAAUAAUCUGGAGUUCCAGUGGCCGUCGACUGUUCCCAAGAAGAAGGAAACUCAUGGCGCGGACGAUGUAGCCAUAUUUGCUAAUGGCCCGUGGUCUCACCUGUUUUCUGGAGUGAUGGAGGAAAACGUCAUUCCUUACUUGAUCGGAUUGGCUUCCUGCGUCAGCCCUUAUAUCAAAUGUGAGGACUUACACCCCAAAUUGCCGUGAUUCGGGCUGCGACAGAAGAACUAAGCUGUGAUAAUUUUAACUGACUUACACAUGUGUUACCUAUAAAUAAACCGUUGUUAAAACA